AUGCCUUCGGUAGGGAUGAGAAGGACUACAAGGGUUUUUGGGGCGAGGGUUUUGAGGUCAGGAAGGCGGUUGUGGACCCCAGGUGAGGAGGUUAAGAGGGCGAAACACGGAAAUGAGUGGAUUGAGCUUCUUGACAAUGUAGGAAGAGAUGGUGGUGGUGGUGGUGGGGCCACUAAGUACAAGGAAAACGGGUGGCUUAAGAAGGAUAGUGCUCCAAAGCAAGACACUAACCAAGAAACGGAUAUUGAUGUAGAGACUAAGGCAAUGGCUGAACCGGAGACACCAAUCAUUAAUCCGAAUAGCAAUAGUUUUAGGAGGUGGGGAACUGUAUAUACGAGGAAGAGGAAAAGGCAUGAAUCGGGGAAAGGUGAUACGGUAACAGAGGGCAAGAGGUAUGGCAAGCACUUCGUUAGGAAGAAAAAAGUUAGGGCAGCUUAUGCUAAGGAUUCAGAUAAAUCUGAAGAGGGUCAAAUAUCAACUGGCAUUGUUAUUGUAAAUACAUCAUGUGGAAGCAGUUAUUGGGUUUCCUGCCUUUUGAAUUGUGUUUUAAGGUACUUGAGGAAGUCAACUAUUAGUUUGCAGCAAAUCUUUGGAUUCAUUAACUCAAAACCCUUGAGGGACGUUUCUUCAUUGCACGGUAUCCUCCUUCUACAGGAUCAGACUCCAAGGAAAAUCAAAACUGGAGCUUGCUUUAUCGCUGGUGUCACAUGCUCGAUUCCUGUUUUUGCUCUGGACUUUUCUACAGUCCCGUGUUGCUUUAUAUACUUGCACUCAAGCAUGCUUCUCAGAUUUAUUCACAUGUCCUAUGCAUUGGUCAUGUAUUCUACAGUUAUGGUUGAGGAAACUAAUGUGACUAACGAGAAGGAGAUUGUUUCUUGCCUUAUCCCUGUGAAUAACCAAUCUGGAUUGGAUGUAUCCACGUCUGGAAUGUAUGAUGGGGAGAUUGCAGUGGUGCACGCAACUGUUGGAGUUCCUAAAUUAGCUGCCCACCACUUGCAGCUAAGGAACAGUCGUGGUAUUCAGAAGAGGAGAAGCUCUUUGAGUUCAAGGAGAGGCAGGCGUUCUUGCUUUGGCUCACAGGAUGUUAUUGGUGCUUUGGCUUCUGACCGAUUGAGGUUAAGACGUAAUGGCCUCCGAUUUUCCUCUCGUACUUCUCGGUAUGAACUUAGGAGUUCGGGUCAGAAGAUCUCCACACCAAGCAUCAAAGAACUAAAAUCUGCUUUGGUGGAAUUGACGCAGGAUAUAGAUGCAACAAGCUGUUCUGCCAACAUAUUGGUUAUUGAAUUAGACAAGUGUUACAGGCAAGAAGGAGCCACUAUUGCUAUGGAACUUUCUGGUUCAAAACAGUGGAUUUUAGCAGUGAAGAUAGGUGGUGUAAGGAGAUUUAACCUUACUGCUGAAAAAGUUAUGAGGCCUUGUAGUGCCAACCGU
Nicotiana tabacum (common tobacco) is the source of this 1431-nucleotide messenger RNA. The record is from RefSeq and is a predicted model, not a curated record. Lineage: Eukaryota; Viridiplantae; Streptophyta; Magnoliopsida; Solanales; Solanaceae.